This is a messenger RNA of Saccostrea cuccullata (small rock oyster), 621 nucleotides long. Its product is annotated as perlucin-like protein. NCBI's taxonomy places the organism in Eukaryota, Metazoa, Mollusca, Bivalvia, Ostreida, Ostreidae. The transcript has 5 exons. The record is from RefSeq and is a predicted model, not a curated record. The coding region runs from base 3 to 566 and encodes 187 amino acids.
UAAUGUACUAUGUCCGGAUCCCUACUAAGGUGAUUGUGUUCCGUCUGUCUAGAUUUGGGUCAUUUUCUGAUAAUAAUUCGUGCCUCAGAAGACAGAACAUGAUUCGACAUCUUAUUCUCAUUUCAGCAGCUAUUGCCUGUACACUAUGUAAUUGCCCUCUUGACUGGGCAGAAUAUGACGGAGAAUGCCUGUACUUUGGACAUGACAGAAGGGAUUAUCUGGGUUCUCAGAGAGACUGUAAAUCCAAAAACUCGUAUCUAGUUACGGUUGAUAAUGCUGCUAAAGCCACAUUUAUACGACAAGUGGUCAGUGUAAUGCACAGUAACCGUCUGUAUCGUUAUUGGACUGGUGCCUCUGACUUUGCCAUCGAGGGUUCCUGGAGAUGGUUGGAGACGGGAGCAGCGGUCGGUCCCUACACGAACUGGGCUGACGGACGACCAACCAACAACGGAACCUUUAAUUGUAUGAUGAUGGAGUGGGUGGGAGACGAGCUCAAAUGGGUUGAUGUGGAGUGCAACCAUAGAGACACGACGUAUAUAUGUGAAAAACAAAUGAGCAGUCCAUAAAUACAGUCGGUGUAUACAUGAAUUUUGAGGGAAAUAAAAAAAGCAUAAUUAUUUG